Penicillium malachiteum is the source of this 1629-nucleotide messenger RNA. Its product is annotated as sugar porter family MFS transporter. The coding region runs from base 1 to 1629 and encodes 542 amino acids. The record is from RefSeq and is a predicted model, not a curated record. NCBI's taxonomy places the organism in Eukaryota, Fungi, Ascomycota, Eurotiomycetes, Eurotiales, Aspergillaceae. Gene Ontology annotation, molecular function: carbohydrate:proton symporter activity. The transcript is spliced from 8 exons. Gene Ontology annotation, biological process: transmembrane transport; carbohydrate transport. Gene Ontology annotation, cellular component: membrane.
AUGCCCACUCUUGAGACCAUUGCUAAAAAACUGCUUGGCGCAAAGACCAAAAUGGGAAAAGACACAUUUCAGCUCGCUGGCCAGGAAUGGCCAAAGGUAACCUGGUGGAGAAUGAAAGGCAUGCGCUUCGUUUAUCUGACAUUGUGGGCGGCGAUGAUCACGUCUGCCACUAAUGGUUACGAUGGAUCCUUGAUGAACGGACUGGAGUCCAUUGCCUCAUGGAACGAAUCUUAUAACUAUCCCCAAGGAGCGACUCUUGGUCUUCUUGCAGCUGCGAUGUCCAUCGGCUCAAUGCUCUCCAUUCCAGUUGUGCCUUAUAUUGCAGAUGUAUGGGGUCGUCGUGCUGGAGUCGUCAUUGGCUGCAUCAUCAUGCUGUUCGGUGUCGCGAUGGUCUCAAUUGGAUAUCGUGUUGCGCUUUUUGUGGUCGGUCGCGUGGUCUUGGGUUUUGGACUCGGAAUCGCACAGGAAUGUUCGCCUUUGCUGGUCACUGAACUGGUCCAUCCUCAACAUCGAGCGGUUUACAGCAGUAUCUAUAACUCACUGUGGUAUGUUGGAAGUUUGAUUGGUGCAUGUGUGGCUCUAGGUACAAAUCACAUCCAGGGUAGUGCGUGGGCGUGGCGCGUGCCGUGUCUUCUGCAGGGUAUCCCAUCAGUCUGCCAGCUCGUCUUAAUCUGGACUGUCCCUGAGUCGCCGCGAUGGCUUAUUUCGAAAGGCAGACUGGAAGAAGCCAAGAAGGUGCUUGCUUACGUCCAUGCUCAAGGUGACGAGGACGAUGCACUGGUGAAUGUGGAAUUCGAUGAGAUCCAGCAGACUAUUGCGUUGGAGAAGGAGCUUGAGAAGAAUAACUGGUCUGAGUUUUGGUCGACUUCUGGAAAUCGACACCGCUCAAUCAUUCUCAUUUCCAUCGGCUUCUUCUCGCAAUGGUCUGGCAAUGGAAUUGUGUCCUACUUCCUUCCUCAGGUCCUGAAAAUGAUCGGAAUUACCAACAGUAACACUCAACUCACGAUCAACCUCAUCCUCAGCGCUGUCAAUGUCGUGUCGGCGACCGGUAUCUGUUUCUUCGUCGAUUAUUUUGGCCGUCGGAAGCUCUUCCUCACUUCGAGCGUUAGUAUGCUACUCUGCUACAUAGCCACAACAAUUGCGCUUGCCCGAUUCGAGGAGGACACAACAGGCACAAAUAACGCUGCGGCUCACACGGUGAUCGCAUUCAUCUUCCUCUACUACAUUGCCUAUAACAUCGGCUUCAGUGGCAUGCUCGUCUCUUACUCCUCAGAGAUUUUACCAUACCGUCUUCGUGCCAAGGGCCUGACUCUGAUGUUCUUCUGUGUUGAUCUCAGUCUUUGGUUCAACCAGUACGUGAAUCCGAUCGCUCUCAAGAAUAUUCAGUGGAAAUACUAUCUGGUCUACUGCGUGUUCCUGGUUUUUGAGAUUUUCAUUGUCUGGAAAUUCUAUAUUGAGACUAAGGGAAUUCCAUUGGAAGAAAUUGUGAAGAAGUUUGAUGGUGACCGAGCUGUUCUUGGUGGAGCUGCAGCUUCUGAGAAGAUCCAACAGCUUACUGAAGAGGCUCGUGAGGCGGGUGCUUAUGAUGGGGAGAAGGCAAUGAGUACACAGGUUGAACUGAGGACUUAA